This is a messenger RNA of Nanorana parkeri, 1071 nucleotides long. RefSeq names its product mitochondrial genome maintenance exonuclease 1 (gene MGME1). The coding region runs from base 1 to 1038 and encodes 345 amino acids. Gene Ontology annotation, cellular component: mitochondrion. The transcript is spliced from 4 exons. NCBI's taxonomy places the organism in Eukaryota, Metazoa, Chordata, Amphibia, Anura, Dicroglossidae. Gene Ontology annotation, biological process: mitochondrial DNA replication. The record is from RefSeq and is a predicted model, not a curated record. Gene Ontology annotation, molecular function: single-stranded DNA exodeoxyribonuclease activity.
AUGAAGGCGUUCCAUCUCAUAAGCAGAAAUUGCAAAGGACUAGCAAAUGUUCUGUUCCAGCAUCAGCACAUUUCAGCGUUCUUGUCCACAUCCUGCACCUCACACAGCAAGAAAAACAAAGUAAAUGGUUAUGAAGAUGUUGAUCAGGAGAGAUACAACAGUCUGGUCCGGAUGGUUAGAUCCUCUAGGACUAGUAGUCAGACUCCAGAGAGGAUAUUUGAAGAAGACAACUUCUUAUAUGGUAAAGUGAUAAAGUCGCAGCUGCCAUCAGAAGAACCUGAACCUAGCGUACCCCAGAGCAAUUCAUCACUGUACAACUCCAACAAAGUGAUACUGCCUACAGAAAAGACAGACCCCAGUAUACCAGUGAAAAUCGGCUUACCAGCCAGAGAUCAGAUGGCUAACGGCAGACUGCCGAGUGUCACUCGUAUCCUUCAACAGACCAUGCCAAUGGAGCAAGCAUUUCAUUUGGAAAGGUGGAAGCAAAGAAUGAUAAUGGAACUAGGAGAGGAAGGAUUCAUUGCGUACACAGCAGCUGUUUUCUCACAGGGAAAGCUGUUCCAUGCCAGGCUGGAGGAUGUGCUGCAGUGCAGAGAUGACGACAUUCACAGGCCAGACGAUACCGAGGCCAUGUCAGGAUACCUGGCCAGUGUGGAGCAUGUCCUGUCCGAUGUUGCAGAACUAAGGACACUGGAAAGUGCCGUUCUCCACUCUGAGCUAAAGUACUUGGGCAUUGUAGAUUGCGUUGCUCAUUAUAGGGGAAAACUUUGUAUAAUAGACUGGAAAACCUCUGAGAAGCAGAAGGCACACAUACAGAGAACAUUUGACAAUCCACUACAGAUUGCUGCUUAUGUUGGCGCUCUAAAUCAUGAUGCCAAUUAUAACUUUCAAGUUGAUUGUGGACUGAUAGUGGUGGCAUAUAAAGAUGGAUCUCCUGCACACGCACAUCUUAUGGACCCGGCCCUGUGCAAGUAUUACUGGGACAAGUGGCUGCUACGUCUGGAAGAGUAUAAAGAGAAAAAGGAGGAAACAAAAUAGCAAUAGAAUACGUUCUCUGUGCUGGUCACAUGA